This is a messenger RNA of Thrips palmi, 1725 nucleotides long. RefSeq names its product STAGA complex 65 subunit gamma-like. Lineage: Eukaryota; Metazoa; Arthropoda; Insecta; Thysanoptera; Thripidae. Bases 436 to 1599 code for a protein of 387 amino acids. The record is from RefSeq and is a predicted model, not a curated record. Gene Ontology annotation, cellular component: SAGA complex. The transcript has 9 exons. Gene Ontology annotation, molecular function: transcription coactivator activity.
CGGCAGCCGGCACGGAUGCUGUUUUUGACUUAUAGCUCUCACUGCAAUUAUCGCACAUGUAUGGAAACUAGCUUAUUGGGAAGCUAGCAGCGUUGCCUACAAUCGGCUCGCUUACACUACGGGUCUAUCUUGCAUGACAAAGAAGUUAUGGGCGAAAUUGGCAGACUCCUAGGGGCUCCCCUGGCUAAAUCGUGGCGCGUAUCCCGGUGCUGCCCUCUACCCUGAGCUUGCCGUGUCGCCUUCCUCAUUCUCUCUCUUGUUUUCAUUUUAAUUCCUAACCUGCGAUCAUUGACAGAAUGUUAUGGUUUUUACGGUAGAAUACAGUAAUGACGUACAGAAAUGCGUCAGUCUUUAUGAAUGAAACCGCUGACGAUGUCUGACAGUCCAUUGCUUUCAUGCGUAUAGAAAUGUUUGUUGCUCUGUAAAGGGAGUGAAAUGAACGCCCCAACCGUCUCGAGCGCGAGCGCGAGCGGGUCCUGGAGUGGGAUACAAAAUCCUGUGUCCCAUUGGGGUGAAUUUGAGAGUGAUGAAGAGGAAACUAGUGUUUUUGACUUGCAAGAAGCACUAUCUAAGGAGCUUGUCGCUGAUUUGAUCGACAAGUCGUGUUCUGAUGAUUACACCAAGGGCGACCCACUUGAUGGAUAUGGAGACGAUGAGCUGGAUACUGAGAGUUACUCCCUUGAUGGUGAAGUUUCAUACUCUCUUGAGCUGAGAAAGCAUAUUGCGGCCUUGAAACAGCUGAUCCUGCUCGCUCAAGGAAGAGUUUCGACAUCAGCGCCACAGGUUCAGCAACGGCUCCCUGAACCACCUCCAGCUCCUCAGCGACCACCCACACAUUUAAAACAUCCUGUUGUCCAUCCUCUGGGAUUCCUUCCUUCUCGGCACACACCAUUCACAUUAGGCCAAGGAUCACCUCCUGAAGAGCUCUGUUUAGAUUCAUGUCUGUACAUUCUAACUAAAAGUAUAUCUGCUCUGGCUGCUCAUUCUGGUUGGGAUGGUGCCAUGGGUGAGACACUUUUUGUAUUUAGGGAUGCUGUUGAUGAUUUUUUACGACGACUAACUACCAUGUUAAGAGUGACUGUAGAUCAAGGUGCCUCCCAUGAAGGAGGAGGAGAAGGAGGAUUCUCUGAUCCUGUCGAGCAGGUUUUCCACACAAUGGGACUUGGUAGUGUUCGAGAUCUGCAUUCCCACUACCAAGUGCAAAUACUUGGACGUAUCGAGAAUUUGGAAAAUGUUUGUUCUCAGCUUACAUGUGAAUAUGUUGAACUUGCAAACAGUUAUAAUGCAACUUUACCGUCUUCUUCUGGCUGGGACUCAUCAAUUAAACAAGAAAUAGUUUCUGAAAUAGAGGAGGGUGAAGAUGAGGAUGAUGUUCCACAGUUGCAUUUUCCUAGCACUGCAGAUGGGGAUUUAGCUCUGCAGCCCUCUGCUACUUUACAAACUGGUUUUGAAAUGCUGCACAGUCUUGAACAACAGCAGUUGCUGUCAGAAGAAGAGAGUUUAAGGAAUGAGGAAUUUGAAGAAGACAGAAAGGUUGAUUUAACUUCAGUAUUGAACAUCAGCAGUUCUCAACCCUCCAAAAGGGUCCGUCGAAUGUAAAAGAAUUUAAUUUACAGUAUCUUAUCUUAUUUACGAUAUACAUUGUCUUUCAUUCUUUUGUUCAAUUGUUAAUAACUUUUACCCAAGCAUUUGAUCUGUUCAAAAAUAUACUGUCAAUAAUCAAAA